AUGUCAGAAAGCCAAUUUAAUUCACCCGAAUUGAAAUUGAAAUUACAAAAAGAACUUAAUGAGCCGUCUGAUCCACAGUUAGCUAUUGAUGAAUUACGUACAUUAAUUAAAGGUGAUAUUUUUUUGAACUCAAGAAUGGAUGAUGCAUUUAUGCUUAAAUUUUUAAGAGCUAGAAAGUUUCGAGUAGAUAAAGCAUUUAAAUUG
Messenger RNA from Melanaphis sacchari, 204 nucleotides. RefSeq names its product alpha-tocopherol transfer protein-like. The annotation marks the transcript as partial. The transcript has 2 exons. Lineage: Eukaryota; Metazoa; Arthropoda; Insecta; Hemiptera; Aphididae. The record is from RefSeq and is a predicted model, not a curated record.